AUGGCUGUGAUGACUGGCUCCCCCUGUGUCCAGCAUCAGCAGAGCUCAGCUUCCCUGGCAGCUUCCCUGGGCAUCAGUCCAGGGCUCACACUGUCCAGUCUCGGACAACUCCACCCUCCCGGCUUUCUCUGCAGUGAAAACCUCCUUCUAAAUGUCGGUCUUCAGACUCCACCCCAAACUGAUAGUCAUUUUUCCCACGGGGAAGGGACAAUGUUUGAUGGUGUGACUGGGAAGGACCCGCUUCGUGUGACUCAUGAGUGGCAAACCAAAGAGGAAAACGACCUCGCUGACCAAAGCUUGAUGGCCCUGUACUUCCCGGCCACCGUGGAGUUCACCUUGUACACGUUCAACCUGCGGAGCAGAGACACUCACGCCUACAAGCUGGUGCGCAUCCUGAGCGCCCGGAGAGAACAGAGGGAGGCCAUGCUGACUUUCUCCAUGGAGCUGGAGCUGGGCCGGACCAGGUGUGGAAAAUUUGAGGACGACAUUGAAAACUGCCCAUUCCAGGAGAGCCUAGAGGUAAGCAAUGGCAUGCUCAGCUGCUUCUUCACCAUCAGAACCCAGCCCUGGAGAACCAAAUUCCACCUCCUGAAUAGCACCUGCAAGGAUGAUGCCCCAAACUCCUGA
Messenger RNA from Echinops telfairi (small Madagascar hedgehog), 627 nucleotides. RefSeq names its product putative cystatin-9-like protein CST9LP1. Bases 1 to 627 code for a protein of 208 amino acids. The record is from RefSeq and is a predicted model, not a curated record. The transcript has 4 exons. Gene Ontology annotation, biological process: antimicrobial humoral response. Gene Ontology annotation, molecular function: cysteine-type endopeptidase inhibitor activity. NCBI's taxonomy places the organism in Eukaryota, Metazoa, Chordata, Mammalia, Afrosoricida, Tenrecidae.